CUCCCAAGUCCCUCUCACAUACUAACAGUGACACCAAAGCAACAAACAUUCAUUCCAGGCUGCUCAACAAUACGACUACUUCAGAGCGCACGUCCAUUUUUUUCUAUACAUUCGAUUGCUGAGUAAUUGAUCUGCCUACCUUGGAAAGAGCCAUUGGUUACUUGUCUACGACGCGCCCUUUGAUAUCGGAUGUUCAAGUCCGGCCAACAUCUCUCACCUUCAAAACACUAAACACACUCACAUACUCACUCAAUCACAUAAACGACAAAUAUAUCCAAUCGCCUAAAUGUCAGAUAAACCACUUCCCGCCAAGCGGCGGGGUCGUCCCUCUUCAAACACCCAAGAUGUCGACGAAGCAACUCUCAAGGCCCGUCGCGAGCGUAACCGAGAAGCUCAAAACAUCUUUCGCAGACGUAGACAAGCCGCAGAAGCCGCGCAAGCAAAGCGCGUACGUCGCUUGGAAGAAGUGGUUGAGGAGAUGAGCUCCAUCUUCAUGGCUUUUGUCGACGAGGUGCUAGAGACCGAGGCGGUGCUAAAGAGUCAACCCGUUCUCGUGGGGAGUUUGAGGAGGUCCAUGGCUAGGAUUUUAAAGUUGGCGCAUGAGGUUGUUGGGCCUGAUGAUGGAUGUGAGGGUGUCAUGAUGAGUGCGCUCCCGACGAGGGAGAAGAGUGAUGAGGAUGAGGACGAGGAUGACGCGAUGGACGUGGAGGGGAACAGGGAGGAGGAACCCGCGAGGUCGACUUCGGAAUGUUUGAGCACGUCUCCUGAUUCAAACGACGACACCACUACGACAUCGGAUUCAUCGCAAUCUUCAGCUCUAACCGUUCCCCCCAAAACACCACAACCAACCCUCAUCCUUCAAGACCAUCCCUUCCUCAAACCCUCUCCUCCUCCACAGCCUUUUGCCUUCACACCAUCUACGCCCACAUCCAUACCCCCUCAAAUCUUUGCCAACGGGUGGAUGGGGAAUACACCAGCAACACCGAUGCGCACCAUCGACUUUGUCCCCUCUCCCUCAUCCCCUCUAUCUCAAGAUUCCUUCACGUACCGCCUCGCUAGGGCUUCACUCACAAUCGCAUAUCUCUUUCUCAGCAACGACCCGCACAUCCGCUCCAUCACAGCCCCCGAAGCUCGUCUCUUCAGCAAUCCACUCCGCGGCAAGGCAAGAGACGAGAUGCUAACGCGGCUCCGCUGGCUCCUCGGUCCCGGUCGCCCCGAGAUGUACCGAGUCGUCGACCUCCCCUACGGCCGCUACGGUCCCCACGUCUACUCGCGCGCAGAACUCAACCCCCAAACUAUAGAAGACGUCGGCUGGCCAUGGCCUUCACAGCCCGCAGGUUCACAACUUUCCGGCCUGAGCAGAUUCUUCAGCAUCAUCGGCGUAGAGAAGCAGCUCCUCGCCCUAGGCGCGAGAGUAAUCGAUCACGAGACCCUGGAACUCAACCUAACCAGUCCGCCAUUCGCCCACUGCCUCACGGAUCCCGGCGCAGAGCAACCCGCAAGCUGGAGCUUUGUCAACUGCUUCCCCUUCCCAGCCGAACAGCAGCAAGCCAGGUCCAAGUCAAAGUCCGACAUGGCUAUAGUGAGGCUUAGCGCCGGAAAGCUCGUGUCAAGUCUGGCGCUAAGGGCCGUGUGCCUCAUGCGAGGGCCGGGGUUUCCGAGGGAUGAGAUUGGGAGUGCUAUCGAGGAAGCCAUCAUCACGACAUGACAAGAUGGCAUUGGGUAGGAUAAUCAAGAGCGAGGGAUUAGACGGAAGGCGUUGGAGGAUCAAGAUAAAGGAUACUUGGGUAGAACGGAAUGACCAGGCUCAUCUCAACUAAACGGGCUUCAUGAAAGGCAACAUAUUCAACACGGCAUUUAUUUAUUAGGUGGCAGUGGAAUUAUUGAUUGAUUCCUUGGCU
Fusarium vanettenii 77-13-4 is the source of this 1901-nucleotide messenger RNA. RefSeq lists its product as uncharacterized. Bases 287 to 1708 code for a protein of 473 amino acids. The transcript is spliced from 2 exons. NCBI's taxonomy places the organism in Eukaryota, Fungi, Ascomycota, Sordariomycetes, Hypocreales, Nectriaceae. The record is from RefSeq and is a predicted model, not a curated record.